CGUCACUAGUGAGGUUAACAUGACACUAUUACAAGUGCCUACUCGGAUCCCUGGAUUAUGGCAAUCAAAAUUUUAGAAUUGCCACGUUUUUAGGUUAGUAGAAAAAAAACAAUUGAAAUUGGAAAAGAAAAAUUCAACAAAAUGGACGUUGCAACACUUUGGCGCUUGCAGCAGGCGCAUCAGCGGCAACGUAACGAGUGGGACAGGAUUGGUAGACGCCUCAAGCGGCUGACGGGCAAGAGGUCCAGCGACUUGCUCAUCCACGAUCCGCUCCUGCUGCCACCGUUCGCCGCCCAUCCUGGACAACGGAUGAGCGGUGGCGGUCAGCUGGCGCCGAAGCCGUUGCCGAUGGCCAGAAAGCAGACAACGCAGAUGAGACGCAAUCAUCAGAGUAAAUUGGUUAAGUUCCCAGCGCCCAAUAAUAACCCCUUGGAUCUGCUUGUCGUGGGUCAACGGCUGCAAAUGCAUCGUCCACCUGGACGACGCCAAGUGCAGCUCCACAGUCCCAUGUCCUCUCAGCCCCGCCAGCAUGUCGAAGAGUACGUCUAUUUCUACCCGGUCCACUACCAUGAGGCGGACCACUGGCCACCACACGGUCAGCGGGAACCAAAUCUUGUGAUGGAUGCACGAUUUGUGGCCGAGCUACUCGAUGAGCUGCUGAUGACUGCAGGCAACCGUAUUUGAUUUGUGCUUCGUUCAAAUAAAAAAGAAACAUUGCGAGAAACCGUUACCUACCUUUCGUAAAAACGAUAUAUGAUUUCAUUUAAA
This is a messenger RNA of Drosophila mauritiana, 768 nucleotides long. RefSeq lists its product as uncharacterized. NCBI's taxonomy places the organism in Eukaryota, Metazoa, Arthropoda, Insecta, Diptera, Drosophilidae. The record is from RefSeq and is a predicted model, not a curated record. The transcript has a single exon. Bases 142 to 684 code for a protein of 180 amino acids.